Messenger RNA from Serendipita indica DSM 11827, 1302 nucleotides. The record is from the annotation of a GenBank genome assembly. Lineage: Eukaryota; Fungi; Basidiomycota; Agaricomycetes; Sebacinales; Serendipitaceae.
AUGUCCACUGUGCCAUUCUUUCGAUUGAUUAUACUGCAUUUUAUUCUAUUUAGCUGCUCUUGUGCUCUCAGAUGGCCAUUUCAACCAUCGAGUCGCGCGUCCAAACGCAUCCCGGAACUCGCUGCUUCCCAAGAGUUGAAAGUCGACGAUCUCACGAUGACGGAUGUCGAGAAAAGAAUGCUCUUUCGCUCCAUAGAUACACUUUCUUCCUAUAAAACUGGCUCCGGUUGCUUCUACGAUGCGAGCAUGGACCUGAGUAAGCGGUGUGACGAGCUUGAAAGCAACCAAGAAGGUCGAGUUCUGGCGGCAAUCCGAUUCACUCUCUGCGAACUUGAAACUGCAGACUUCUUAAAGCCACCAGCCGAGUGUGAACAAUACAUUCGUCGCGACACAAGAGGAUUAAGCCACUGUGUCGAAGCACUACAUCGAAGCCCUCAGUUCUGGUCCUCUUACUCUGGCUAUCUUCGUGAGAUCCCUCAAUUAUGCACCGCCUACCGAAGAUUGCAUGAUAUCGACACUGCGAAAGGGUUGUACCACAAUGCAACGCAGGAAAAGAUAUAUCUCCUUCAUUUGCUGCAGCAAAGGGAAUUAAUAUAUCAGGAACAGCAAAGGCAACUAAUUGCUAACCUGAACAACCUCGGGGAAGUAGAGACGAAGCUGAAGCAGUCUGCCACUAUGUUUGGUAUCAAAGGAGAUACUGUGUUGUCUAAUUUCGAGACGAUGCUUCAUCAGGCGAAAAGACAUGUUUUCGAUCUUCACUCUCAGCUAUCGACGACCAUCACCGAGCAGACUCGUAUACACGGGGACCAGCUCUCACGGCUCGUGAGAAGAACAGAGAAUGAGCACGAGGCGGUGCUUCAUACACUCCUUCACGACACCUCAACGGCUAUUGGGACAAUCGUCAAAGCCCUUCAUGAUAUAUCCGAUAAAUCUGAUAUGCUUGCUCUUUCCAUGGAAACGACACAAGGCGAAUGGCGAAAGCUUGAUGAAAGUACGAUGACCCUUGGGAACGUGAUAGUGUCUCUCACAAAUACUGUCGAGCAGGUCUCACAUGAUUUAGAGAGACAAUCUGUAAUGGUCCAUGAGAUGACUGUGCAUCAAGAGAACUUCUCUAAGUACAUGCAUGGAAUAGAGAUGGCGAUGUCCCAAAUGAUGACGGUCAUCUACGGUCACAUCGAGAAUGUCACCCAUGCAUCUACAGCAGCUCAACUUCGUCUCUCACAAAACAAGCAUGGAGGCUUGAAUCUACGCCUUGUUCUCGAAGCUGCCCAACUUAUCUGGAUGUCGGAUUGGAGCGAGUAG